Molecule: messenger RNA, 351 nt
Organism: Didymodactylos carnosus
Lineage: Eukaryota; Metazoa; Rotifera; Eurotatoria; Philodinida; Philodinidae
Source: the annotation of a GenBank genome assembly
AUGAGAAAAUGUCGUAAACAGCCCGUCGUUCAAUUUCCAGAAUCAUUACCAUCCACAAUUAAUAUCGUAUCAUCUGCAAUUGAUAAUGAGCAAAGUAAUGUGGCGAUGCACUUUGGCUCUGGUUGUGCACCAUACCAAGCAGCAAAUGUAAACAGAUAUGGGUGUCAAACUCCCGUAGCAUCACGAAUUGAUGUACGUCAAAUGCAAGGAUCCUCGGGCUUUAAUGUUUCACAUGGAGAAGAUCCACCUUUUUAUGGUCAACAAUACCAUCAAACAGAUCACUGGAUCCCAGGAUGGUUUAUCAUCAAUAUGGACCGUACGAUACGGAUAUCGGUUUCUAUUAGGCCAUGA